Messenger RNA from Trichomycterus rosablanca, 1170 nucleotides. It is a transcript of the gene clmpa, whose product is annotated as CXADR-like membrane protein. NCBI's taxonomy places the organism in Eukaryota, Metazoa, Chordata, Actinopteri, Siluriformes, Trichomycteridae. Gene Ontology annotation, cellular component: cell surface; cytoplasmic microtubule; membrane. The transcript has 7 exons. The record is from RefSeq and is a predicted model, not a curated record. Bases 13 to 1170 code for a protein of 385 amino acids.
AGGACUCCAGCGAUGUUCUUCACAAUCAGGUCUCUGCUUCUGCUGCUAGUGGUGCAUGUGCUGUGUGCGAAUGGGCAGACGGAGAUGAAGCGGGUGGUGGGUGAUAACGCCACUCUGCCAUGUUACCAUCAGCUCUGGCAGGGUGACACCUCACUGCUGGACAUUGAGUGGCUGCUGGUGAAGCCUAACGCCAAACAGAAAGUGCUGAUCACCUACUUUGCUGGGCGGAUCUUCAACCUGAGCAAUGCAGAGAGGCUGGCACUAGCGGGGGAUUACCUGAAGGGUGACGCCUCACUGAUGAUCAGCGACCUCUCACUGAGUGAUUCCGGGGAGUACAGCUGUAAGGUGAAGAAUGGAGGAAAUUACCUCUGGAACACCGUCAGCCUCAUCGUACUCGUGAAGCCUUCAAAGCCACGCUGCUGGAUGGAUGGCCGGCUGCUGGAGGGCAGCGAGGUGAAGAUGAGCUGUAAAUCCUCACACGGUUCUGACCCCAUCCACUACAAAUGGGAGAGAGUCCUGGACAAGGGCAGAUACAUGGGGAAGCUUCCACCUUUCGCUCUUCUGGACCUGAAGAACCCAGAGAUCGUGACUCUGAAGAACCUGAGCCGAGAGAGCGCGGGCGUCUAUAAAUGCACAGCCAGCAACGAUGUGGGGGAGGAGAGCUGCACCGUCGAGGUCAAAAUCCACUAUGUCCGUGGAAUGGGAGUGGUGGCCGGGGCCGUAGUGGGCGUGUCCUUAGGCGUACUUCUCCUUAUCCUUAUCGUGUGGCUGGUCUUCCGCAAGAAAGAGAAGAAAAGAUAUGAAGAGGAGGAGACGCCAAAUGAAAUCAGAGAGGAUGCAGAAGCUCCGAAGGCCAAGCUGGUAAAGCCCAACUCUCUCUCUUCUUCUCGCUCUGGAAGUUCUCGAUCAGGCACCUCCUCCACCCAGUCCAUGGUUCCCAGUGGCGCCCCUCGCGUACACAAACCUCAUCCACCCCCUUCCAUACAAGCGCCCUUGAAAGAUGCCAUUCAGCCCUCAACAUUGCCUGCCAUGCCCCCUGCAUACACACAGGUUACCCCGAACCUCCCUGAGCAGCAUGCCAGUCCCAAACUGAACCCAGGCAACCUGACACGCAUGGGCGCUAUGCCGGUCAUGAUCCCAGCCCAGACCAAGGCCUUCCAGACUGUAUAG